GGAGGGUCUUUAGACCAAACUCCGGCGUUGACCAAAAUUUUCCGGCCAAAAAAAGUCAUGACAGCACGUGACUACUUUAAUGGCCCUUUUGUUUUUUCCCUCUUUUCUAAUGAAUAAAUUAAAAAAAAAUCAAAAUUAUAACCUCUCUAAAUUCUCUACAUCUGAUCUCUCUCCUAACUUUCCCUCUGUAAUUUCUCGCCGGAAAAAUCAGCAGCAAUGUUUUUCCACAUCAUGCACAAGAGAAAUAUGCAGCUUCACCCCCGCCACUUUGGCACGCGCCUUCGCGAUAAACUCGUCUCCAAGCUUAUGAAAGACGUCGAGGGUACUUGCAGUGGGCGUCAUGGAUUUGUGGUGGCAAUCAUGGGAAUUAAGCAUGUUGGCAAGGGUUUGAUAAGGGAUGGAACUGGGUUUGUUACUUUCCCUGUUAAGUAUAAAUGUGUUGUAUUUCGUCCUUUUAAGGGUGAGAUUCUUGAAGCUGUUGUUACUAUGGUUAAUAAGGGAAUAUUUCAACAACUAGCAUUCUCUGUCAGUGGUUAGUAAGAGUAAGGGUUUCAAGAGAGAAGGGAAAAGGAGGAAAAAGAUUUAUUUAAAAAGGAGGUGAAAGAGGAGAUAGUUCGAUAAAGUAUUGUUGCAUUCGGUAUAUAUAAUGCUGGCAUUUAUCAACUCACCUUUGACUUGUAUAUAGUUUUAUUUAUUUAUUUAAAUCAUUAUAUCAAUGUGUAGUGACUUGUAUGGACACCAAAAAUGUACAUUUUGAUGUAAAUAGCUUUUGUGAAUUGAAUAUAUAAGCUAUUAUUUAAAGGUAUUAGAUGGAGAAAGAAUAAUUGAGAGCUUAUAUUAGACCAAGAUUGAACAACAGUUUGAGAUAAAAUAGAGUUAAACAAUCGAUUUAAGUUAGGUCAAACCACAAUCAAGGUGAAAAAUGGAAGUUCAAUUCAAAUAAAAUUUGGUCUUCUACAUUAUGAACAAAAAUUCAUCACCUUUACUAAAUAUUAAUAAGGAAAAUUAAAUUUAAUAAUCCCAACUUUGACCUAUUUUCUUUGAAUAAUCCCAACUUUUGAUUAUUCAGUAAUAAUCCCACCUACUUUAUUGUGUGUUUUCUUUUAACAAUCCAAUGACCGGUGACCUGUUGAAAGAGGUUUUAUUUUUUGUUUUAAAUGCCAUGUGUCGCAAGUUAAUUGGUCAAAAAUUAAAACAAGAUACCUAGCCCUUCCUCCCCUAACCCCACUAACCGGCCACCCCAAGCCCCGAAAUCGACCGACCACUGCCACCCCAACGCUCAAAACCACCCCCUCUUUCCUUACCCUGGAAACCAUCCCCUCUUCCC
Messenger RNA from Chenopodium quinoa (quinoa), 1327 nucleotides. RefSeq names its product DNA-directed RNA polymerase II subunit RPB7-like. The record is from RefSeq and is a predicted model, not a curated record. NCBI's taxonomy places the organism in Eukaryota, Viridiplantae, Streptophyta, Magnoliopsida, Caryophyllales, Amaranthaceae. Gene Ontology annotation, molecular function: translation initiation factor binding; single-stranded RNA binding; single-stranded DNA binding. Gene Ontology annotation, biological process: positive regulation of nuclear-transcribed mRNA poly(A) tail shortening; positive regulation of translational initiation; DNA-templated transcription. Gene Ontology annotation, cellular component: P-body; RNA polymerase II, core complex. The transcript is spliced from 3 exons. Bases 217 to 537 code for a protein of 106 amino acids.